Cataglyphis hispanica is the source of this 2112-nucleotide messenger RNA. RefSeq names its product tubulin beta-3 chain-like. The transcript has 5 exons. Gene Ontology annotation, biological process: mitotic cell cycle; microtubule cytoskeleton organization. Gene Ontology annotation, molecular function: GTPase activity; GTP binding; structural constituent of cytoskeleton. Lineage: Eukaryota; Metazoa; Arthropoda; Insecta; Hymenoptera; Formicidae. Gene Ontology annotation, cellular component: cytoplasm; microtubule. The record is from RefSeq and is a predicted model, not a curated record. The coding region runs from base 1001 to 1894 and encodes 297 amino acids.
ACGAUUGUUCGCAGGCUUUUAGAGACGCGAUUCUCGUUAUCGAACUUUAUAUCGUCCUUCUGGCCAACUGACAUUGAUGAAGCCAAGGCCUCGGCAAAAAUUGGCGAUCGCGCAUUAUCUCAUCGGUGCCCCGCGAGGGCAAACACUUUAUUAUUGCGUGCAAUAACUACGUAAGCUGUUCUGAACUGCGACAAGCAAAGAUGCUGGACGAAUUCAGUGCAUCCGCGCGUCGAUUUUAAUGAAUUUCUGUUGCAACAUCUAGUUAAUAAUGUUUUCGAGAAAUUAUAGCAAUAUAAUAUAAUAUUAUGAUUGCAUCAGAUAAUAAAUAUUAUAAAAGUGAUUGCGGAAAUGAUUUGACAGAUCGCGCGUUGUGUGAUUAAAAAAAAGAUUGUGUAGUGUAAGACAAAUUGAAAGACAUUUUGGGAAGUAAUAACAACCGAGCAUGGAUUGGAUCAGAAUGGCAGAUUCUAUCCAAAUACUUCUGAACUACAAAAGCAACGUAUUGAUGUGUACUUUGCAGAAGGUGCAGGUAUUAAUAUUACACGCAACUGUAAUAUGUAUUUCCUAUUUGAAAAGCUAAUUUAUACAAUAAUAAUUACAUGUAUUAAUCGUUCCCUCGGAAUAGAUAACAGAAUAGUCGAUAUAUGUGACUUUAUUUGUCACAAAAGAGAUCGUUAUAAAGCGAUUAUCGCGUCAGAUACAGAAUUAUUGUGGCGGUUGCUUCCUUUUUUUUGUAGAUGAAAGAUACGUGCCCAGAGCUGUACUGAUUGAUUUCGAUUGCAGAAAUACACACAACACAUUAUCUGAAUCGCUAUUUAAGCCCGACAAUGUAGUGUGCGGCGAUACCCAGACUUUUAAUAAUUGGGCCAAAGGUUAUUACACCGCAGGAGCCAAUGUCUUGGAAGAAGCCUUGAAUAUCGUGCGAACGGAAGUCGAGGCCUGCGAUUCGGUUCAAGGUAUACAGUUUGUGCACGCUGUGAGCGGUGGUGCUGGAUCAGGCAUGGGCAGUUUGUUGGCCCAAUACGUAAUGGAGGAAUAUCCCAAUAGAAUUCUGAAAUCUUACACAUUGAUGUCAUCAUCACAGGAUUUCAUAGUAACGCAAGCUUAUAACGCGGUAUUAACGAUUCCCUACUUGAUCGAUUACAUCCACGAGGUCUUUUGCAUCAAUAACGAUGCCGCCAGGCGCAUUUGCUCCGACAAAUUGAAAGUCAUAGAUAGAGAUUUCAACAAGAUAAAUCAUUUAAUUUCGCUCUGCAUGUCAGGAAUCACAGCGUGUUUAAGAUUUCCAGGUCAGUUAAAUGCAGGCCUCAGAAAGCUUUUAGUGAACAUGGUGCCGUUCCCACAAUUGCACUUUUUCGUGCCUGGAUACGUACCUCUAAUCCCUUAUCAUAAGCGUGUUUAUGAAAAAAUUACGGUUAAAACAUUGAUUCGAAAUAUGUUCGAAAGUGAAAGCAUGUUCAUCAAUUGCGAUCCUAGAAAAGGAAAAUUUCUUACGGCCGCUGCUAUUUUCAGAGGCAGAAUCUCAACUAAGGAAGUGGACGAGAACAUAAAUCGCUUACAAAAUCAGUACAGUUCGCAUUACGUCGAAUGGAUUCCGCAUAAUAUUAAAACUGCAAUAUACGACAUAGCAACGUAUAAUACGAAAAUAUCUGCUACUUCGCUGUCAAAUACGACUGCGAUUCAAGAAGUGUUUACGACAUUGCUCAAUGAAUUCCAAGAAAUGUUCAAAAGUAAGGCGUUUCUCCAUCCUUAUAUCUCCGAAGGUCUGGAGGAAUCUGAUUUCUUGGAAGCUCAGAAUAGUUUGUCAUCUCUCAUCUCUGAAUAUCAACAAUAUCAGAAUGCAGUAGCUAGCACGGUUUUCGUCGAAGAGUUUAAACCAUAUGUUAGAGACUGAACCGAAUCUGACGUUGUAAGUAUAUUUACAUAUGUAUGUAUUAAAUCAGCCAAGAAAGAAUUACAUGAAUUAAUUAUUGUAUGAAUGCACACAUUCUCUUUUUAAUAAUAUCAAAAAUGUUUUCUAUCGUAAAAAAUCAAGGUUUCGUAAUUUUAUUUGUUGUCUACUUGUAAAUGCAUAUAAAAUGUAUUAAAAUAUAAGGAAACUAAUAUAGUGCA